Ophidiomyces ophidiicola is the source of this 1479-nucleotide messenger RNA. RefSeq lists its product as uncharacterized. Bases 1 to 1479 code for a protein of 492 amino acids. Gene Ontology annotation, molecular function: FAD binding; monooxygenase activity. NCBI's taxonomy places the organism in Eukaryota, Fungi, Ascomycota, Eurotiomycetes, Onygenales, Onygenaceae. The transcript is spliced from 2 exons. The record is from RefSeq and is a predicted model, not a curated record.
AUGAAGAUUGCCAUUAUUGGUGGAGGCAUCAGUGGAUGCGCAAUAUAUCUCGCCUUGAAGAAGCGCCUCCCACAGCCUCCAGCACCUGCGGAUGAGCAUCAGUAUACUAUUUUUGAAGCCUACGACACUCCGCGGAACCGUCCUACUCAAAUUACCCCAGGCGAGGCCCAUUCCGCGACGCUCGUGGUUGGUGGAGGUAUUGGACUUCACCCAAAUGGAGUAAGAUCUUUGCAGCGCCUUAACGAGGACCUCGCUCGAGAUGUACAACGUGCAGGACAUCUUUUCAAAGAACAAAGGUUUAUCAGUGCAUACGGCUGGAUGCUGGCCCGAAUGCCUUGCGAAUUCAGCGGUAUCCAGUCCAUCUCAUUGAGCCGCCACGCUCUGUGGAAUUGCCUACGCAGCUACGUUCCCGAUGACGUUAUAGUGACAAAGAGAGUGUCUCAAGUCAUUGCCAAUGCGAAUGGAAGAAGUGUUGUUAAGUUUGCUGAUGGUACUUCGGAUGUUGAAGCAGACUUGAUUAUUGGCGCUGAUGGUUUGAGGAGCCCGACAAGAAGAGCUUUGUUUCCCGACGCUUCGGAAGACCUAUAUCCUCCUAUUUUUAGGCAAGUAAUCAGACCUCCCUCGAGACUCUGUAGGUUCCUAAUUGAACCAAUGAUCUUGCUUAGCGGACUUGUUGGGGUUGGAGGAGUAAUGCAAUCCGAUGAAUUUAAAACUUUUAUCGAGCCAAGUACCAUGAAUUUCAUAUUUGGGGGGAACGGCUUUUGUGGGUAUUCCUUUGUACAGUCACCGGAGGUCUCGCCAGAACGCCCCAGCACGAUGCAAGCCGGUGACACGGCGUCUGAUAACACAAUAAUGUGGUGGUCAACUUACCAAAUGGACAGUUGCCCAGACCCCAAAUCUGUAGACAAAGAAGCCAUAUUGCGAGACUUACAUACCCGACUUGACUCCUGGAAAGACCCAGCCAUCAAGAAGAUUCUCAGUAUGGCCCAAAUUCAAACAAUUUUCCCCCAAAACUCAACUCCAGAACUGCCCACCUGGUCCCGAGACGGUGUCAUACUCAUUGGGGACGCCGCGCACACACUCACACCCACUUCAGGACAGGGAACAUGUCAGGCUUUGGAGGACGUCGAGUGCUUUUCGAUGCUUUUUGCUCACCUACUAAAACAGAUAUAUAACACUUCAAAAAAUAUAUCCUUGUGCGAUAUUGCUACAGUUGAGAAAGAAGCAAUUGCUCAGACGAUGGCAAAACACAUGGAGAUCCGCCAGCCACGUGUUCGGGCUAUUCAGGAAAGGGCAAAAGGUUUCGAUAACAACAAAAAGAAUAUUAGCAAAGUGGCCGAGUUUAUAAUGUACCUUGCCUUGUUCAUCAUGGGUAAGCUACCAACGCCUGCAUGGCUGACGCAAUUGUGGGCGUACGACAUUGCCGAUGAGGUCAACAAUGAGAUCCAGAAGAUGGGGGCAAAGAAUCCGGAAGUCUAG